Messenger RNA from Cladocopium goreaui, 1156 nucleotides. The record is from the annotation of a GenBank genome assembly. Lineage: Eukaryota; Dinophyceae; Suessiales; Symbiodiniaceae.
AGCACAGGGGGGCCAGAAGGCUUCACUAGAUACCAGCUGGCCCUGCCAUAUUUUUUGGCCAGUCAUGUCAUAUCUCAGCAAGAUCUCUGCUGCCGCGCAGCUAGUCCAUGAGGAUGAAUUCCGGAGGAUGUUGGAGCCUGGACGAAAAAAGAUGGACAAACUCAUUGGCAGGCUGCCGAAGGGCCAAGAAUCGCCCUUUGGCGACUUCCCAUCAGAUUACACGAGACCUGGGGACGAACAAAAGCGGGCUUCGGCCCUGGCAGUGAUGGGCACUGCAUCACUGUCCACUCCCAGAACAUUAGAGCCCUUGGCCUCGGCCCGUGGCAAGACGACACCGCGCACGGCAAGGCUAACACCUAGAGAGCCGCAGAGCGCGCGAAGUACCAAGCUAUCUCCGCGCUCACCGCAAGCGACGCCUCGUGGACUUGAGAGUUUGGGCCCUCCAAUGGCUGGUGCCUUCAAGAGGCGGAACAUUGAGCCUUCAGAGUUCCGACGCUUCUAUGAUCGCAACGACUUGCCGAUCCAGAUCAUGCACACGGGCACCCAGAACCGCAUUGCAUGGAAGGUGGAUGUGGAGAAGUUGGACUACCAUCACUAUUUGCCCAUCUUCUUCGAUGGGCUUCGAGAGAAGGAGGAACCCUACCGAUUCUUCGCCGUGGAGGGGGUCUACAACCUCUUAGAAAAGGGCGGAUCAAAGAUCUUGCCAGUAGUGCCGCAGCUCAUUAUUCCCAUCAAGAAGGCAUUGAACACGCGCGAUGGUGAAGUCAUGGUCACCACAAUGAAGGUGCUCCAAACUUUGGUACUAUCCGCAGAGAUGGUGGGAGAGGCGCUGGUUCCAUACUAUCGGCAGAUCCUCCCAGUGCUCAACAUCUUCAAAUCUGCAACAAAGAGCACGUUUGAUCAAAUGGACUACGGUCAGCGGAAGCGCAUGGACCUGGGCGCGCUCAUUGACGAGACUUUGGAGAUAUUGGAAACUCAUGGAGGAGAAGAUGCCUUCAUCAACAUCAAGUACAUGAUCCCAACCUACGAGUCUUGUGUCUCGGUGUGAGGUGCCCCUGAUGUCUUUUUGCGCCCUGCGACAUGUGACGGGGGCGUUCGGCAGCGAUGGAAGGGCGCUGUCUUCGCUAGGUUCACGAUUUCUAGGGGAGAACUGGAU